CGGCCCGGCGGUGCAACCGCAGCCGUCCGAGACCGCCCCGGGUCAGAGGAGGACACAGAGCCGCCUGACUCCGGGCUUUAAUACCCCAUCAGCCCGGGACUAAAAGGUAUUCCUCUCACUCCUGUCCCUCUCUGCCUCUGCCAGGACAGCAGCCCGCUGUAGGUCCAGCGGGAUCUCUGAGCUCUGACACCCAACAUCUGUGGAUAUGCCAUCCGGGCACCCAGGUCCUUGUCCUAAUCAUGGUCUUGUCUGCCCUGGACAAGAACAGUGGGAGGCUGCUGGCUUGGUGGUGGCAUUUGACCUUGCUUUUCCUUGUCGUGUUGGGAGACCCCCCCAAGUUUGGAGUGUCUGUACAUGGAAUAUGAAGAGGAUGAUGAUAUUUCCUUUGCAAAAUGGAUGAGCAGCUUCUGGGGCCACAACUUGAUGGAUGAGAAAGAGGGUAGAGGCCACAAGAAACGUCAGACACGGCUCUUUAGUGAAAGGAGAGCCUCCCUUCCGGCCAGCCUUUCCUCCCUCCAUACAACUCGACUUCAUGCUUCUACCAAAGGGUCAUCUUCAGGCCAUCUCAAGGGCUCCAAGGAAUUUCAAGAAGACCAAGAUGUCAAAUGCCACAGGAAGGCAACCAGAACACCUUCAGCAGAGAGCCCAGAGACAGGAUCCAACCCCAUCCAGGAGUUUGCAGAGUCCUUUGAAAAGAAAUUGCAUCUCAAAAACAAACGCUCAGUUUCUUUGCAGCCUGAAGGCAUGAAGGAGAGAAGGGAAAGAGAAACAUUGCAUUUGAGAAAAAGCAAGGCUCACAAGAGAGUGGAAGGGAAAUCAGAGCCAAGGAGAGAGCAAGAAGAAGAUGAAGGUUCAGAAGUGGUACCUGCAAAACACAACAAACAAUUUCCAUCACAAGCAAGCAUUGAGAAAGGAUGUUUAUGCACAGGCAGCUAGAAUGCAUUGAGAUAACGAAUCCUAACACUCCCCCUGGAGAGCAGAGGGAGCAUUCUUGUUUUGUUUUAACUAGAAGAGGCCUGUUAGGCAGAAUAAACCCUAACCUGUAAACUAAAAGUAAAAUUCAACUGCGUCUUUGAUGUUACUACCUUCCUGUCUUUAGUUUUGCUGAUAGGAAUGUGACCCUUGUCAUAGGAGCGCAUCUGUAGCAAGAUCCAAGUAAGUGAUUAACCACUGUAAGAGGGUUUCAGGCAGAUUUAGUAUUGUGGCAGGACACUGGUGGAUGUGUUCGUUUAAGAGGAGAGCAUGUAUGUAUUACAGAGCUGUGCAGAGUCAGCCAAAACCUGUGUCUCUGUUUCAAUUGAAAAUGGCCUUACUGGUAGGCUUGGGAAGGAAAAACCUACACAUGGGAAGGAAAAACCUACAGAUGACCACCCACUUCCUAGUCCUGACAUUCACUUAGAUUUGCCCUGGAAGCAGGUACCUUUUUACUUCGACAAUCUCCUGACUGCAAUUCACGGAGGUGAUAGAGGGAGGCCCACAAGUUCUCUUCUACACCUCCCUGAUGGCUCACUUGUCUCUGCUUUCCCUACCACUGUGCAAUAUGACUCUUGUUUCUCUGGCAUCCCCCAGCCCUCUCACAUGUCCUCAGUCCCAUUUACCCAGUUACACAGCUAGUUCUUUCUUCCAACUUUAACCUCAUCGCCUUGCUUCUUUUGUGGCUUUCCCCCUCUCCACUUAGUACUUUAUAGCCCUGCCUUAUAGCUACAAACUACAUCUCUAGUUUUGCCUCAUCAAAAUUUGAGCCUUGCGGAAAGCUCUCUAGUACAGAGAUGUUCUGCCUCUCAUACUUGUAUCUAAUGUCUCCAAGGGGUUGCCAGACAUUCAAGGUGAGGCAUAGCAAUCUCUUCCAUUUUUCUAGAACUAGGGCCAAACCAAAAUAUGGACAGAGGAAAGGAAAACUCCAUCUAGGAAAGCUCUGUUUCCUCUGGCUGAAGAUGUUCUGAACUCAGGUGUAAGUCUCACCAACUGUAAGUAAGUAUCCCUCCUAUGCAGAAGAAAUCCACCUCCGCAUGCUCAUAAACACACAC
This is a messenger RNA of Athene cunicularia (burrowing owl), 2027 nucleotides long. RefSeq names its product leukemia NUP98 fusion partner 1 (gene LNP1). The transcript has 5 exons. The record is from RefSeq and is a predicted model, not a curated record. NCBI's taxonomy places the organism in Eukaryota, Metazoa, Chordata, Aves, Strigiformes, Strigidae. Bases 355 to 936 code for a protein of 193 amino acids.